This is a messenger RNA of Cicer arietinum (chickpea), 902 nucleotides long. Its product is annotated as protein yippee-like At5g53940. Lineage: Eukaryota; Viridiplantae; Streptophyta; Magnoliopsida; Fabales; Fabaceae. The record is from RefSeq and is a predicted model, not a curated record.
UUCGUCAAAAAAAAAAAAAAAAAAGAUAAAAUUAAAACGAGUAAGAAAAUGAACAGAAAGUUGAACGUAAGAAGACAGUAGCGAAAAUAUCUGAGGUGCAGGUUGAUGGGUAGGGUUUUCUUUCUUGAUUUGGAAGGAAGUUCUUACCGAUGCAUAUUCUGUUAUACCCCUCUUGCUCUUGCCGAUCAUGUUCUCUCUCGGUCCUUCAGCUGCAGUCGAGGGAGGGCAUACCUAUUCAGCAAAGUGGUGAAUGUUACGGUUGGGCCUCAGGUAGACAGAUUGAUGAUAUCUGGACUGCACACAGUUGAAGAUAUAUUUUGUUGCUGCUGUGGACAAAUUAUGGGAUGGAAAUAUGUUGUAGCACAUGAGAAAAGUGAAGUAUAUAAAGAAGGGAAGUUUGUGCUUGAGAGAUGGAGGAUAGUUGAUGACAUCGACGAGGAAUUAAAUUUGGAUGGUCAUGCUAGUUCAAGCGACACAGAAAACACCUAGCAAGUUGCUUCUUUUUGAAUUCAAAUAUUGUAAAGCUAGUAAAUAUAUCAUGAGUACUUGGUGUUCGUCGAGAUACAAUUUCAUAAAGAAACUCUAGUUGGAGCAACAUAAUCCUGGCUCGUUUCCAGCAUUAAUAAAUCUUUUCAUACGGCAUUGGAUUUUAUGUUUUGAUAGAUGACAUAUACUAGGCAUGCCUGAGCAAACACAACAACACCCUGCAGUUCUUGCGGGUUGGACGAGUAAUACAUAUUAUUUUGUGAUAGUUAUCAUUUUUACUUGAUCUCAAUGUAUCUAAUAUAUGUGGAAAGUUAGGUUACUGUUCUAGCGAUAAGUUUGCAAAUACAGUUUACAGUAGUAGGAUUUGUUCUGUUAUCCUUUGUUCAAAAUGACAAAUAUUCUGAUCCUUUGUACAA